This is a messenger RNA of Phalacrocorax carbo (great cormorant), 11915 nucleotides long. NCBI's taxonomy places the organism in Eukaryota, Metazoa, Chordata, Aves, Suliformes, Phalacrocoracidae. The record is from RefSeq and is a predicted model, not a curated record.
GAAGUCUGAGUCAGGUUUCAAGUCAGCACAGGAAGAAGCAUUAACUGUUCAAGCAGUAUUCACUGCUCAGAAUACUAUUCCUUACCUUCUUUGGGUUCAGACCAACUAGCAGUGGCCUAUAAAUGACAUCCAUCCAUGGACCGUCAUUGGAAUUAUGCUGGAUUUGAGCUAGCAUAACUUGGGAUCCAUAUCCUCCUGAUGGGCAUGAUUUAAAAGGCAUUUCAGUGUUGGGAUUCCCCUAUACCAAGCAUUAAAGUGGUCAAUGCCACGGAAGUACAGGAACUAGAACAAAAGAAGUGGUGAGAGAGAGGAGUGACACACUGGGCUUAAGUUGCAUGCAUGUCACAGAAGGGAGGACGCAUGGGAGUUGGGAAGGAAGGUACUGGAACAACAGGAUGGUCGUGAUUUCCAAAAUCUUCCACUGAAACACAGCAAUACAAAGCUUCAGUCUUACUUGCCUCCAGAGACAGUCUGUGUUUCUCCUGGCACACUGGCAGAGGGGUAGAUCUCUACAGAGGUGAAUCCAAGGUGUAACCAUCGCCAGCAGGACCUACAGACUGCUCCAAUGUCAACACCUUCCUCCGUAGUUUCAUUGUUUGCACUCUUUCUUAACUUGCUUUGGGUAGUGUAAACGCAUAGUUACGUGGCUGUCUGUGUUAAUGGAAUAAGAAAGAGGAGCAAGUAAUAUUUUGAGUAGUGGAACUUAUAUGUGUCUGUCUUUCUCAGUUUUCUGUGUCUCACUCAUUGUCUCGAUAACCUCAUUUCAGUUCCUUGUGUCAUGUGAUUCCUGCCUGGCGUUAAUUGUGGUUCCUCUGUCCCGUGUCAUAAUGUUCUCCUUUGUCCCAGCUGACCAGAUACCAAUCAGAACUGAGCAGAUAUCCUAUUUCCACUGGGCUGUGAUGAUACUUAGCUCCUCCAAACUAUUGUUUUUCUCAUGCAAGUAUCUUGUAUUACCUCAGUGAAAGAGAAGCCAUGCUUUUCCCAUCUUUCCUUUCUGAUGUAGACAUGCCAUUCAGCAAACAAUCAAGCUUUAAUCAAGGUUCUCCGCAUUGCAGAAGAAGCGGGUACUAUGUGCUUAGCAGGGCAAGUACAGAGGAGGAAAUCAGAAACAUAGGCAAUAGGGCUGGGGUAAGCUGCCCUUUGUAUAACUUCCAACUGGCCAGCUUUUCAAAUGCUGUGACAGAAACAUGGAUCUGGUUUCUGGUUUUUCUUCCCUUUGAGAACUUUUGGCCAAAUGCUGUCAACAUGGAGUUCACACUAUAGCUCCAUCAGUGAUGGCAGUACAGAUCCCUCUCCCUUGUCCAACAGUGGCUUUCAGGAAACUGUAGGAAUGUAACAUCUCUGAGGCAUGUACUGCUCUGACUAGCUUUGCUCAGAUAGGUCAGCAGGUUCACAAGCUGAAGGAAUGGGCAGACAGAUUUACUAUGUAAAUCUGGUUUUCCCAAGAAACUCAACUAAAAAGUACCAGAAAACAGGUUACUGCACACACUUCUCCACUUAAGAUAAGACUAGGAGAACAAACAUGGCAAAUAGGAGAGUUGCGGCCUGAGUGCUCUAGCAGGCAUUUAGGUGUUAUGGCAUCUAAGCACUGCCUAAGACUGUACAUGAACUGUUCUGGCAAUGUCACAGUAAUGGAAUUUAAAAAAAAAUAAAAUUUGUCUAGUCCAUUUAGGCAUGUUUAGUUUCUCUCUGACUGUGGGGAAAAUAUCAUUCUGGGUGGUAUAUUACAAACGUUAUCCUUACUAAAUAGUUUGAGGGCACAUGUGUUCCCAUCAGGAGGGUGGAAAGAACAAGUGGUUUUGAUGUUGCCCGUGUUUUGAGCCUUGAAUGUUCAGAGGUUCAUCUGCAAAACUCCUUAUGUCAUCAGUAAAGAGGGCUUGUCCAGAGAGGUGUCAGUAAGAUAAGUAAAUCAGAGGAACUUCUCUCUCUCUCGACUUUCUCUGUAAUGCAGGUGCCUAGACUGCCAUGUAAAUUGCCUGGAAAAAAUGUCUUUUUAUCACUGACAGAUUCAUCACCGUGUGUUGGAAAGUUAAAUCUGGUGGUCAUAUAGAUUCGUUAUUGACAACUUGAUUCUUUCACCAGUAUAAUCUGGAUUUCUUUUGACUUCUGCUGACAAGGCAUUGACUCUAAAAUAGCUCUAGAAUUUAAAAAAUUCAGUUGGAUGAGUUUCCUCUAAUUUUUGUGGUGAUAUUAAAUAAAAUUUAAGCCUUACCAGAAAACAAAAGUGUAUUUUGGUAGUGUGUGCAGUAGCUGGGUAAAAUAAAUAUAGUUUAAGAUGUCACUGGUUAUUCGUCCCAGAAUGCCAGGAGAUUAAGGAGAGUGACAUUUUAAAUUUUAUCUCUACAUUAGCUAGAGUUGUCAAUAGUUCAGUAUCUCAGGAUACAAUUAUGAGAAAGCCUACUGGUAAUUGAUGCAUACAUGGAAGGGGGAUGUAAUUAAAUGGUUUUGGCUUUUUUCAUCAAUUACGAUAGUAAUUUUAUAUCACAUAAUAAAGUGCACCCUUAACUGAGUUCACAUUCAUGUAGGCUAACAGAGCUUGAGCUAUUUGUCAUAACAGCCGAUGUUGAUAGGCAUGCUGCUCAUAACAGAGCAUCUGUAAUUGCUACAUCCUGGAGUAGGUUUACAUUUUAAAGUAAACAAAGGGGCAAUGGCUAACAGCUAACUAUAACAGUCACCCGAAAUAAUAUGGGAACGGACAAAGUUUGGAGACAAGCAAGAGCAGGGAAAUGUAGUGCAUUGAUAUUCCAAUAAAUAUAGAUGAACUUUAAUGGGUUUGCCUGUAAAAAUUAAGAGCUGGUGUUAAAUAACUCGCUUGCAUUUCCUGGGAUUUGAUAUCUAGGUGCUAUCUAAAAUCUUAGGGAAAGUUUGUCCUUAAAUAUAAGCUGUAUUACCUUGUUUUACAGAGAACAGAGGAUGUAGAUGCGUUUUCUGGCAUUUUAUCUCUGACCAGCCCCUAGAGCACUCCCCGCCAGAAGCGCGUUUUUGGCCGAGGGGAUCAGUACUCGUGAUUCUUUCCAUAUGCCGCCUCGGCCCAUUCCUGCGCUGAGUGGAGUGAUGUAAUUGGAGUCACACAUCGUGCAGAAAUAAGAGUCCGGUCAGUUUCUGUGUUUUGGACAAAGCAGUGAAAAACUCACUACUUUACUAAGCCCACCUUAUAACCAAAUGCCUUAGAAGUUUACAGAUUCUGCAAUUCUGCACCCUCCUUACAGCAGAAGAGACGUCCCCAUUUGCAAUUGCCAGACAAGAGAUUUCUGUACUUUUUUUUUUUUCUUUUUUUGUGCUUAGUUGACGCACCGGUUUUAGAGACCAGUACGUUACCAAUAUGCAGUAAGGUGUGGGAUUUGACAGUAAGCCUGGCCCUGUGGUUUUCAUAGGGGAGAUAAUUACUGUCGAGCAUGUGCAAACAUUCCAAGGAAGUGGCAGCGAGUAAGGAGAAGUUAAUGGGAGGCUUUGGCGUAACAAAUCUGUAACCUUUCUGCUAUUUCUUAUUAACCAGCAAUCCUGUAGCCUUCUGUUAGUCCCUGUUUAUUAAAAGCAUUGGAGCAGUCUAUAGGACCAUUGCUGGUAGUAUCCAGAUAGUGCUCAGUGUCGGACAAUAUGGAACACAAAGUAAAAAUACAUAAAUAUAAUUAAAUGUUUAGAUAAAUGUAUAACAAAUAAAUUCACGUGCCGAGCUGAAAUAAAGCGAGUCUCUGUGCUGACACCACAAAUUCAGAACAUCUGUUUGACUCCCAAUAAUCAACCAGCAGUCACAUUCAAAGAAAACUUAAGAGAGUUUUAUAAGACUGCGGCAUAGAAGUUAGUACAAAAGAAGCUUGGGGUAUGCUGAGAUAGUCUCCUACAGGGAGGAAGAAAAAGAGAAAGAAGGUUAGGAGGAUGAAUUUGGUGUCUGGAAUAUAUAUUGUGUUAGUAAGUGAAAUAUCAAACCCUCAUGCUGUUUUUAUCUUUUUCAUAUGUAGCAUUUAAAAAUAGAAAUUGCACGACUGAAAUUAAAUGGCUAGCUGGAUUUUGAAGAGUUUCUUUUAUACCUUCUUUCUUAAUUGACAGGAUCUCUAGGAGAUAAAUUGGUGCUGCAGUUCUGUGGUAGCUACAGGGAGCUCAUUUUGUGGCACGCCUGGUAUAAAAAUUUGCUACACGAGCUAGAGGUAAUCUGUUAAAAUAAUAACACAACUACAUUUCUGUCUGCUAAUAUGGCACUGAGAACUACUAAAACAGACUCGGUUCUUGUUCAUUAAUGUGCCAAUGCAGAAGGAUCAUGAUUGACACUAAGAGCAAGCCCAGUGUGAAAAGGGCUCUCUUAUGAUCAAAGCCAAAAACGAGAGAAGGGGAUCUGAAAGAGCUUUAGAAGUGGCAGAAGGAUGAUUACAGACCUAUGGGGAAACAGAGAGAAAGAUGAUAGAAAGUAGAUGGAGGUUUCCAAAGGAGUAGUUUUAGUUGCCUCCUCAACACGUAAGCAGUGCAACCCUACUUUUAUAGUAAGCUCUUAAAACUUCUGAAAAAUGUUGUCUAUCUAUUGCUUUUUUCCCCCAUAUCGAUAUGAAGGUAGCCCUUUACAUUUAACCACUCCUUUGCCUGUCUGUCUGUGAAAUGAGCUGCAGCGAACACAAGCACGUCGGAGUGGCUGCUGCUGAAACAGGACUGGUAAAGAGAUUGGGGCAAACCUGUCAUGUUUUACCUCAGACAUAUAAAUCAUUAAUUUUUCAAGGGCUUUUCUCUUCUUAACAUUUUUGUUGUUGCAAAUGACCGAGCACUUAGGUUGUGCAGAUAAUGGGGUUUUUCUUUUGGCAGCUGACCAGAAAAAUGUGGAAAGGGUGAAAGCUGAGAGGUUGUUUUGGAUUAAACAGAUUUUUUCAAGGAUUUUUUCUUUUUUCUUUCCCAAACGAAAAUUGGAAGAUAUUGUUCCGUUGGUGAAGAAAAUAUUCUGUUUGAGCACAAGAAAAUAUUUUGUUUUGGAGGUUUUGUAAGAAAAAUACUGAAAAUUGAGUCUAGUUUAUAAAAUAAAUGUUGGUGGUCUCAUUCCCCUUGGUAGGUACACUCCCUCUUAGUAUGUAUGCUCCCUCUGGCCACGGAAGAAUAUUUCUCUCCUUUGCCUGACGGAAGGUUUAAAGCUGUAUCUCCUACCCCCAGAAGUGGAUCAGAAAAAUAGCAAGGGUCUGUGGAGUGCCAGGGCAUUGCCAUUGGCAUUGGGAAGACUGUACAACUGCGCAAUAGAUUUCAGGAUCGAGAGGUCGGUUGGCCCCAUUACAUGCUUUAUUGCAUCCACACUUGACAUUCAGUGUGCAUUAAAUUCAACCAUGCUGUUAGCUAGCUACCAUGUCUAAGAUAGAUCACAUCGAAAUGUACUAGAGGGCUGUCCUUGAACUAGUUUUCACCUGUAAGGCUUCAGAAAAGAGCCCUGACUCAUUUCCUUUGCAUCCGCCUAGUGAGAGUGAGAGGUUCAGUACUGCGGAGGGCUUAUUGGCAUGCUUACUUCAAUCAUUAGCUUAAUCUAAUGCAGAGUUAUUCUGCAGUAAGUAAUUUGUUAUGGGAAAGUUUGGAGCAUUAAACUUCAGGAUGUGGAUUAAUUGCAUAAUACAGAUAUCAGGAUGUGCUUAAUGCUUCAUUUUGCAUGCAGUGAUGGCAGAUUACUUACACAGAGGCUAGAAAUCAGAUCUCCCACUGCUUGGAAGGGUAUUCUAUUUCUCAUGUUAGUGUUAUUUUCCUAUUUACUUGGAUUUGCUUUUAAGAACUGGAUACAAAGUGUAGGAAAGGCGAUUCUAAACAGGCCAUGAUCAAGGAAUUCAGAGGCAGGACAGUUUGAUUUAAAUCCUGCCCUGAACUGGGCACAUAGUGGUUUUUCCCUCUUGGUUCAUAUUUCUUAAAGAAAAGCUAAUACUUCUGGUUUCAUUAAGGAAGUGCUUAUCUGUAGAGAGAAAUGAGGGAAAAAUACAGAAAACAGUUUCUACUGAGAGGAGAGACAUUAGUAGCAUUAGGAAUGUUGUCAAGAAAUUGAGAGGUUCUGGUAAUCUUACCACAAUUUUUCGUGGUGGUGGUGUUGGUGUUGAUGAUGUUGAAUUUUACUUCCCAUCCAAAAUUCUAUACAAUUGGUAUACUCAUUUAGAGCACAGAAUCGCAUUUAUUGAAGGCGGUAUCUACACUCUUAGCCUUGGACAAUGCAGUCCAUGUGUGGUGAUUCUUGACGUCAUAAACUGAUGGCCAAAGAACUGGGUCUUAACUCCCUCUUCAGUUUCAUUGUUUAUUGUGUAAGGUGGCAAACCUAAAACAAAUAACCACAUUGCACUAUGCUAAAAUUCUCAACACAAGUACGAAAACCAUACUACUUAUCCAUAAUACCAACUUUAACCAUCAUCUCUCUAGUUUCUUCAUGGAGGAUUUAUAUCCAGCUCUAAAUGUGUAAAAUAACGUAACAAAAAUAUUUUAUGUGAGAAAGAUGAAGAGAAUUUAAAAGAACACUCCAAGCAUGUAUUUGUCCUGUGCCAUUCACGGAAUUUGUCCGCAGCGGUUCUUUGUGUGGAACAACGCAUAUGGCUUUGGAUGUUUAUGGAGUUUGAUCAUUAGGCAGCAAACUCGUUCAACGCUCUUUGCUCUUUUGUAGACCUUCUCAAGUUUCCAGAUAGGCACCCCUUCCAAAUGUAGGUAUAGGUAUAUAAAUUUUUUAAAAUAUGUGGGUUUUUUGUACUAUCUGUAGGGUUGCAUUUAUGGUUUAGCUGUUAUUUUAAAAUAUGUUUUAGAAAUUUUGGAACAGUUGCCUUUGCUAAAAGUGCUUAUGUUUGCAAAGAAGUAGCUGCUAUAUACUGAAGAAUUCGUUAUAGAUAUUUUUAUUUACUUUGCAUUCUCUUUUUGUAACAUCUGAUACCUUUAAAAGAGGCUAAGGCAACAUUGAGGUAAAGGUUGCUUGCUCUCUUCAGACACAGUUAAUUGCUAAGCUGAGGUUCGUACUAUCUGAUGUUGAGUUUUACUCCUGAGAGGCUUAGAAAGUAGCUGUUUUCCAGUGCAAAGCAUUGGCAUGUUUUUACCUAUCUUUAUUUGUAUAAAGACACACAGCUUUUUUUUUUAAUAUUUCAGAGCAAUGUAGUUAAUGGACAGCCCUGAAAACUUUUUUUCACAUAGUAUGUUCAGUGCAGGCCUAUGGUACCAUGCUUUCCCAUGGUUUAUCAGCCAGGCUGUUUACCAAAUUUGACACUGGAGAUCCAUUUGAAAAAUGAGAGCGUAAUUUAAAUACAACAAGUAUUUAAUGCUUCCUUCUUGACCAUUCUCCUGGUGAAUCAUAUUCCACAUUGUGUGGUGUACAUUGCUUGGUUCCACUGAAAUUCAGUUAAUGGAGGUGCACUGAUUUAUAUAGCCUAAGGAGUUAUGACUUGAAGACAGCUUCACUUUAAGAACAGAUGUUGGCUGUAGCUUUGUAUGUUUAGAAAUAAGGGUCUUUAAAUCAUCAUCUUUAAUUUUUCUCUCUUACUUGUGUGCAUCUCUUCUGGUAAAUCCUGUAUAAGUCUUACUGUACAGAAUUGCAAUUUGAGGGAAGUUAUGAUAAAAUUACUUUGUCUAACCUGAGGUGGGUAACUAUGCUAGUAUGUAGGCUUAGGAUGACUAACAUAAGGUUUUUUACACUGAAGGGUUUGGGUGGUUUUUUUUUUCCUGAAGAAAUCAACAACCUAAAUGCAGUCAUAACUGAUCGAUUUAGUACUUCCUAUGUAAAACAGGGGUUUCUACUUCAUCAGAAGUGGUGCCACAGAGACUAAUAUACCCUCUUACACUAUAGAAUUUGAUGCAGUAUUGCAUUCAAAACCAAAUAUAAAGUUAACAUACAUCUUAACAAUGAAAGUUACAAUACAUCAGUUCCACUGUCAAAUCCCAUUUAAGAUGAAAUCAGGUAAAGAUUGUUAAAUAGCUUUAAGCACACUCUAAAUAGCAAUUUUUAUGUUGUUACAAGGACACUGAACUUUGAAUUGAAUUAAAUGUUUUAAAUUAACUCAAAUUCUUUCACUGUUCUUUUCUUCCCCCCCAAUGUAUAGCUUAGCCUCAAUCACUUUGGAAUUGUUCCAGGCAGAGGCCUUUAAAGUGAUAUUUCCUGUACCCGUUUGAACUCUGAUUUCUGAAUGCGGAAAGGCUUAGUGAAAAGCAAAACUAAAAAUGCUUUGGAAAUUAGGAUUCAUGAUAUAGCUGAUCAAAGGCUAGUGAAGGAUGCCCCGUGGGAUGAGGUCCCUCUCGCUCACUCCUUAGUUGGUUUUGCCACUGCGUAUGACUUCUUGUACAGCUAUCUUAGCAAGAUUCAACAGGAGAGAUUUCUUGAGGUAAUUGCCAAUGCCUCGGGAUAUAUGUACGAAACAUCAUACAGACGUGGAUGGGGCUUCCAGUACCUCCACAACCACCAGCCUACCAACUGUGUGGCCCUGCUGGCUGGAAGCCUGGUUCUGAUGAAUCAAGGCUACCUUCAGGAAGCCUACUUGUGGACCAAACAAGUGUUGGCAAUCAUGGAGAAGUCGGUAGUCCUGCUGCAGGAGGUCACUGAUGGGUCCCUCUAUGAAGGGGUGGCUUAUGGCAGCUACACAACCAGAUCACUGUUCCAGUACAUGUUUCUUGUCCAAAGGCACUUUGAUAUCAAUCACUUCAGCCACCCCUGGCUCAAGCAGCACUUUGCAUUUAUGUACAGGACUGUCCUGCCAGGGUUUCAGAGAACCGUGGCCAUUGCGGAUUCCAACUAUAACUGGUUCUAUGGGCCGGAGAGCCAGCUGGUGUUUCUUGACAAAUUUGUCAUGCGCAACGGCAGCGGGAACUGGUUGGCAGAGCAGAUCAGAAGGAACCGUGUGGUGGAGGGGCCGGGAACGCCAUCCAAAGGGCAGAGGUGGUGCACUCUCCACACUGAAUUUCUCUGGUAUGAUGCAAGUUUGCGCUCCGUACCUCCACCAGACUACGGGGUUCCUAAGCUACAUUAUUUUGAGGACUGGGGAGUGGUAACCUAUGGAAGUGCUUUGCCAGCUGAAAUCAACAGGCCUUUCCUUUCCUUCAAGUCAGGAAAGCUGGGAGGACGUGCAAUAUAUGAUAUUGUUCAUAAGAACAAGUACAGAGAGUGGAUCAAGGGGUGGAGGAACUUUAAUGCUGGCCAUGAACACCCGGACCAAAAUUCCUUUACUUUUGCUCCCAAUGGCAUACCUUUCAUAACAGAAGCUCUUUAUGGGCCAAAAUACACUUUUUUUAAUAAUGUGUUGAUGUUUUCCCCUGCCGUGUCCAAGAGCUGCUUCUCCCCAUGGGAAGGGCAGAUUACAGAAGACUGUUCCUCAAAGUGGCUUAAAUAUAAACAUGACUUGGCUGGUGACUGUCAGGGACGAGUGGUUGCCGCCAUGGAGAGAAGUGGGGUGGUUUUUAUCAGGGGAGAAGGCGUGGGUGCAUACAAUCCUAAACUGAAGCUGAGAAAAUUGCAAAGAAACCUCAUACUUCUCCAUCCCCAGCUUCUCUUGCUAGUGGACCAAAUCCAUCUAGAAGAUGACAGCCCCCUGGAGGCAGCGACCAGUUUCUUCCACAAUGUGGAUGUGCCUUUUGAAGAAACAGUUAUUGAUGAUGUCCAUGGGGCCUUUAUUAGGCACCACGAUGGGAUAUAUAAGAUGUACUGGAUGGACGACACUGGCCACAGUGAGAAAGCAACCAUCGCCUCAAGGAUGUAUCCCCGGGGCUACCCAUACAAUGGGACGAACUACGUGAAUGUAACGACCCUCCUGCGGCACCCCGUCACAAGGGCCAUUUAUCUUUUCAUGGGGCCCUUCGUUGAUGUGCAGAGCUUCACCGUCCGUGGAGAUUCUCCGCAGCUGGAUGUUUUCGUUACCACCAGUGAGCAUGCCUACACGGUGUACCUGUGGCCCGCUGAGGAUGGGUCCCGCUCUCCCUUUGCACAGGUUAUUGCAGACCGCCAGAAAAUUGUCUUUGACCGAGCCGCUGCCAUCAGGAGCUCCGCGGUGCCAGAAGUGAAGGACUACGUAGGAAUUGUGGAGAGGAACCUGCAGCAUUUUAAGCCUGUUUUCCAGCAGCUUGAGAAGCAGAUCUUGUCUCGUGUACGCAACACGGCUAGCUUUAGGAAGACUGCUGAGCGCCUGCUGAGGUUUUCAGAUAAGAGACAGACAGAGGAGGCUAUUGACAGGAUAUUUGCAAUCUCACAGAGGCAGCAGCAGCAGCACGGCAGAGCAAAGAAAAACAGAAAGGUAGCCAAAGGCUACAAAUUUGUCGAUGCCGUUCCUGACAUUUUUGCACAAAUUGAGGUAAAUGAAAGAAAAGUGCGUCAAAAGGCACAGACUCAAGCACAAAAAGAGUUGCCUGUAGAUGAGGACGAGGAAAUGAAAGAUCUUCUGGAUUUUGCUGAUAUCACUUAUGUGAAGCACAAAACUGGGGUGUCAAUCAAAGGCCGAUCAGGGCCCGCACAGAUGGUGACGACUGCUCGAAGUAGUGCCCCAUCAAUAUCAGCUUCUUAUACCCGUCUCUUUCUAAUUCUCAACAUUGCUAUUUUUUUUGUCAUGUUAACAAUGCAGCUCACAUACUUUCAGAAGGCCAAGAGACUGCAUGGCCAAAGAUGUCUGUAUGCAAUACUUUUAGUAGACAGCUGUAUAUUAUUGUGGCUGUAUUCUUCCUGUUCUCAGUCACAAUGUUAGCAGAAGACCUCUACUAGUCGACCAGUUUAUGGUCAUAUACGUCUAUGCAAAAGCAUUAACCCUAAUAGGGCCAAAGUCUAUCUUCUUCUUUCUGAAACAUUCCAAAAACAGCUGGGGAAAGAUUGGUUUCAGACCAGAAGGGAUGGAAGAAUAGGGCAAGCAAUGAAUAUCUCAGAAAUCUAAGUACUUAAUAAGUACUCCUCCUUUGUGUUUUGAGUUGGGCCUCACAUCUGAGGGAAUGUUAUGCUUUGUUCAUCAGAGUUCAGUAAUGUAAAGUUGUAAUUAAUUUUUUGGUGAGAAGAGCCCUCUUAAUGGAUUUCUUUCUAAGGGCUUUCUUUUUAUACAGAAUUGGGUUUGCAUUUAGUGAGUUUUCAUUUCACGCUGCUAUGGAUGUCUCUGGACAUUCUCUUAAGAAAAGGACAUUCAAACACAAGUAUGCAAGGCAGAUCUUAGCAGUAGACUUCAUUUCUCUCUGCUAAACCAAAGAACGCUUCAAUAUGGGACACUCCGAUGUAAUUAUUGCAGGCCCUUACAUCAUGUCAUCUCUUCCGUGCUUUACACGUGGCACAGUGGGAAAUGGCAAUCAUGUCAGUGCUUGCCAAGUGAGAGGUGCAACGCCUAGUAGGCAGUAGCAGAAGGCAAAUAUGGGGCUAACUCAAACUCUAAAGGAACACAAUUCUCAGGAAAAAAAAAACCCAAAACCAAAAAAAUAUCUUUCAGUCAACUGUAGACCAUAGAAGGAUGAAUGCUGCAGGGUCUGUUCUCCUUUUUAUAAGGCAGGGUUUCACAAAAGUUUUCUAUAGUUCGAAGCAUGUCUUAGUAGGGAAAUAAAGUCCUAGAUCAAUGUCCUUCCGUAUGCAAUUGUAAAAAUACAAACAAAAAACCAAAGUGAUCCUGUGGUAAUCUCAGCAAGUGCCAGUAUGGAAAAAGAGGUAUUAAGGAAGUAUUUAAUGUCUUUUUUUCUGUUCACAUGGCUAGAAAUAGAGGACAGUAAAAUGGUGCGAACAGCCUGUUCUCUAUAAAGCACCAGCAAGGGUUCUGCAAGCUCUUGGUGGCCCUGGGUCAAUUAUUUGGGGAUUAGUGGUAAAUGGAAUCAUGUGGUUUAUGACAAAAAUAAGUUUGACGUCUCCACAUAUAUCCCCUUCUGUUCAUUAAACUGAUUUCAAAAAAUUGUGGCUAUUUGAGAGGAUGGAAGCUCUAUGGAAUUGGGACAUAUCUGUAUGUCUUUACAGAAAAACAAUUCUUCCAGUACAUUUGCUAAAUAAAAACAUUUUAAUUGUU